Molecule: messenger RNA, 144 nt
Organism: Dentiscutata heterogama
Lineage: Eukaryota; Fungi; Glomeromycota; Glomeromycetes; Diversisporales; Gigasporaceae
Source: the annotation of a GenBank genome assembly
CAUCUUUAUCUGUUCCUUCUUCUGACCUUGACUUUAAUGAGCCAACUUCUUUCUUGGAAGCUGAAACAUCUGCUUCUACAAAUUCAAUUCCCUUAAAAAGUCACAAGAAACAUAAAAAUAAUUUAAAUAAAAGUAACAAGAGUG